Messenger RNA from Mytilus californianus (California mussel), 1451 nucleotides. Its product is annotated as N-methyl-L-tryptophan oxidase-like. Gene Ontology annotation, molecular function: flavin adenine dinucleotide binding; sarcosine oxidase activity. The transcript is spliced from 6 exons. The record is from RefSeq and is a predicted model, not a curated record. Bases 105 to 1361 code for a protein of 418 amino acids. NCBI's taxonomy places the organism in Eukaryota, Metazoa, Mollusca, Bivalvia, Mytilida, Mytilidae.
UUCACAUUACAAAUUAUACAAUGUGACAUAAUAAAGCUAAGAUUACCUUGAUCAGUCUAUCUUUGUUUACGUGUUUAUUUACCUUUGAUAUCUCUGACAAUAUAAUGUCUGUUUAUGAUUUGGUUGUGGUAGGAGCAGGAUUGAUAGGUUCUGCGGCAGCAAGACAUUCAUCACAAUGGGGCCGUGUAUGUUUGGUAGGACCAGAGGAACCAAAGUCACGAACACUAGAUGAUACGAGAGAUGUUUAUGGAGCUCAUUAUGAUGAAGGUCGAAUGACACGAUGUAUAGCACAUGAUCCUGUAUGGGCAACAUUAUGUCAAAAUUCCAUAGCUAGGUAUAGAAAACUAGAGGCCGACUCAGGUAUAUCUUUUUAUGAUGAAGUUGGAGCGUUAGUGCUUGGUGAAAAUAAUUCUGAAUAUAUGAACCAAAAUGAAAAUGUGAUAAAAACUCAAAAUGUUAAAAUAAGUAGACUGACAUAUGAUGAACUUAGAAAACAGUAUCCGUACUUAAAUGUUUCGCCCAGGGAUUAUGGUUUAUACGAGGGUACGAAUGCUGGUUAUAUCAGUCCACGAAAGGUUGUAAAGGCACAGAUCCAACAGGCUAAAUUAUACGGCUGCACUUUUAUCCCGGAAGUCGUUAAUGAAGUGUCUAGAGUUGUACAAGAUGGUGAAUAUUAUAUGCGCAUUAUCACGAACUCUACACAUAUACUGGCACGAAAAGUUUUACUGGCUACUGGAGCAUUUACUCCAUUUAGAAACCUUCUACCACGUGGACUGGAACUUGACCUAAAGUUAAUCCCGAUAACGGUGGCAAAGGUCGAGAUUUCCGACUUAGAUUUCAAGAAAAUAAAAGAAAUGCCUGGUAUGGUUUAUUUUGGAAAAGGUACUGAUGAUUGGACGAAGGAGUUUCCACGUGAUAAAACUGGUUUAAUAAGCUGGUAUAUGUUACCUCCAGUAAAAUACCAGGACGGUAAAUAUUAUAUAAAGCUAGGACAUUUUCACCAUGCUUUUCCUACACAUUUUACCACAAUCAAAGAAAUGAAAAGAUGGUUUUGUAGUACUGGGGAUAAGCACAUUGUUGACGCUACUGCUGAUUUAAUCGGUAAUAUUAUCAAAGGUGUCAACAGGGUUUCAUAUCAUGGAGAUUGUUGCGUUUUAACAGAAACACCAACAGAAAGACCCUACAUUGAUAUGUUACAUUCCCAACUUGGUGUUGCAAUAGGCGGAAACGGGUACGGUGCCAAAUCCAGUGAUGAGAUAGGAAGAAUUGCAGCGGCAAUGGUAUUGAAAAAUGAAUGGGAUUCAACUAUUCCAAGGACAGUAUUUCAGGCUAGAUUUAACGAAGUUGCUUCAAAGUUGUAGACCACAUACAGCUGUGUGCAAAUUUGUAAAUUAAAGAGAGUCAUUUUGAGAAUAAAUAUAAACAGAAUAAAUAGUGAAUAUAAAAUCAUA